AUGUCUUCUGGCAGAAGGAACUGGUCUGAUCUCUCCAGCCUGGCCAGGCAGAGGACCCUUGAGGAUGAGGAAGAGCAGCAAAGGGAGCGCCGUCGGAGGCACCGGAGCCUGCUGUCCUCUACAUCAAUGGAUGAAGAACCUCCUAGCCCGGUGAAAGAUACUAGUCCAGCUUCUAGCAGACCUCAAUCCCUGGUGAAGUCAGUGUCCCUCGAGUAUGAGGAAGAGGAUAAUCUCUCAGAGGUGCUGAGGACACAAAAAGGGAGACAGACAAGGUCCCCGAUGGCCAUCUCUCAGAAGCUGAGGCAGGAGAAGGAACAGCAGGAGCCAGGGGUAGGAGCAAGCCAUGCCAAGAGAGGGACACAGUGGCGUGUGGGACAGGAGAGCAUCCAGGCUGGAGAGCGGGAUCAGGAUGCAGCCAAGGGCAGAGGGAACUCACCAGGAGACCAGCACCGGGAGCCGGCCUCAGAGUGCAAGAUGGUGGUGAGGGGACAUCUCCAGGACAAAGAGGGACAAGGUGUGGAGACGUCUCGGGGGAAGCAGAGGAAGGAGGUGGGGGAACCACAGCAGCGGGCAUCGCCAGAGGUGGGGGGCUGCCGACUGCGCGAAGUGAAGAUCCUGACCAGACAGGGAAGCCGCAGCAUGGAGGAGAAGACGGCCUCGGUGGUGAUAUUGCCUCUGGACCAGCAGCAGCCAUCCAGGAAUUCCUCAAAGGAGGUAAUACAGCUGUCUCCCACCCAAGCUGAACCUGCAAAGUCAAAUACUUCUCCCACUCAUGUCACCUACAGCAGCUCCAUCAGACGAACCAGCCCAAGAACUGUCUCCUUUCGGGUCAUCUCAAGAAAACUGCAAGAAGAAAGCCAAAGCCCGCUCACAAGGAGUGCAAGUCUGAGGAUCCCUGGGAGCAGCACCACCAUUGGGGAGAAGCUGGAAAAGUACAACUCGGCUGUGCAGCGCUCAGAGGUGGUGAAAUCAACCCUGACUGUUCAGAAGAGCCUCUUGCUGUCCUCGGAGGGGGUGGCCAGCAAGCGCAACUUCUUUGAGGCAAGCGCUCCCAGCAAGGCUGAGCCACUGGCUGUCAGGAAGGACAACCUGAAGAUCCCAGGUUCGGUGACAUCCCGCAUUAAUCUGUGGAUCAGCCGAGCUCAGGAGCCUGCCAAGGAGGAAAAGAGCAAGGACAUCAGGAAAAUAAACAGCCUGACAAACCGUGAUGUCUGGGUAAAGCAGCCUGGAGACACCAAGGUAGACAUGGACCUGCUUUGA
Eurypyga helias (sunbittern) is the source of this 1260-nucleotide messenger RNA. It is a transcript of the gene LAD1, whose product is annotated as ladinin 1. Bases 1 to 1260 code for a protein of 419 amino acids. NCBI's taxonomy places the organism in Eukaryota, Metazoa, Chordata, Aves, Eurypygiformes, Eurypygidae. Gene Ontology annotation, molecular function: structural molecule activity. The transcript has 9 exons. The record is from RefSeq and is a predicted model, not a curated record.